UACAGACAGAGGCUCUCUGUCACAGAGGUCCGGCUAGCGGCUUAUUCAUUUAGCUAAUCUCCAUUAUUUAUUAAAUCUCACAUGAGGAUAUUUUGACUGGUGCUGUGGUUGUUGUGGGUCGGAAAAAGGCAAGGACACACAAAUAUACUGAUCUGGUUCCAUUGUCACAGAAGCUGAUCACAGAUUCCUAGUUAGUAGUUUUUAUACCAAACGCAGCUGCAAUGUCGUUUCUAUUUGACUGGGUCUUUAAAGGCUUUAGCGGUGUGCUGCAGUUCCUCGGCUUAUACAAGAAAUCUGGGAAGCUUGUGUUCUUGGGCUUGGACAAUGCUGGAAAAACGACUUUACUCCACAUGCUGAAAGAUGACAGACUGGGACAACAUGUGCCUACACUACAUCCUACCUCAGAAGAGCUGACGAUUGCUGGAAUGACUUUUACCACAUUUGAUCUUGGUGGUCAUUUACAAGCCCGGAGAGUGUGGAAGAACUACCUCCCAGCUGUGAACGGAAUCGUCUUUCUGGUCGAUUGUGCAGAUUAUCCGCGGCUUAUGGAGUCCAAAAUUGAGCUUGAUGCCUUGCUGUCAGACGAGACCAUAUCAAACGUUCCUAUCUUGGUGUUGGGGAAUAAAAUCGAUCGGAUGGAAGCAGUGAGUGAAGGCAAGCUACGGGAAAUGUUUGCUCUUAAUGGACAGACCACUGGAAAGGGAAUCGUAUCAUUGAAGGAGCUGAAUGCACGUCCGUUAGAGGUCUUCAUGUGCAGCGUGCUAAAAAAACAGGGCUACGGAGACGGGUUCCGGUGGCUCUCGCAGUACAUCGACUGAGUAACAGAGGUUUCUGCAUAGAAGGAUUCCUACCUCUGAGCAAUGAACGUUAAGAACAGAGAGACUUGAGACCCUGAUAAAGGACUAAGGAAGAACAUGUAUUAGCAUGAGAAAUAGUUUUUAAAAACUAACACACACACACACACACACACACAAACAACAUUCUUGUCACCUUGAUCAUUCAACUCAAAUUAUCAUUUUAUGACAUUUACAGUAUUAAAGUAUUUAUAAAUACGGUUUGGGCCUAAUAGCUAUUUAUAUCACAUACCUUCACACACACACACACACACACACACACACCAGUAGGCUGAACAUAAGCGUAUUGAUGAGCCUCAUACUAUUGAACUAUUAAAAUGAUGGAAUACAAACUACAGAGUCUCAACUACAAUCCGUGGUUCUGUAUUUAAUAAGUAACAUUAAGUCAUCAACGUGUUUUGCAUUAAAAGGUUAACAUUUCUGCUCCACAUGACUGUGUGUGAAAUGGAAGCGGUUUUCUUUUCCGCUAAACUUUUUUCCCAUGCAAACGCUUACGUAAUGUCCCUCCUGUGUGUUGCCCUUUUGACACGAUUCACACAAUAACCUGUAACUUGUGAUCAAAACGCGACGAUACGGCCAGCUUCUUAACGAUCCUUUUAACCGGUACAUGCUUAUCUUUCUCUUCAACCUUAUACAAUCAUUUAUUCAGGUAUACAAUGUCAUAUUGUAGAUAAUGUUCAUAUUUUGUUGUAAAAGAUCAGUGAAAACAGAUUCAUAAGAGGCUGCAGGGAUUUUAUGAUUAUCCACUGAUGGGAGAGUACAUGCAGCUGUGAGUAGCCUGUAAAAGUGAUUGUCAUCUCUCCAUUUAUUUUGCACAAUAUUCUUGUACGUGGCAGCCUGUUUGUUAUUCCAAUUCAUAACUGAAUUCACCCAUAUUUAAAAUAAUUCAUUGUGUAAAAAAAAAAAAACAUCUAUAAAUAUUUUGAACAAUC
This is a messenger RNA of Tachysurus vachellii, 1786 nucleotides long. RefSeq names its product secretion associated, Ras related GTPase 1Aa (gene sar1aa). Bases 222 to 818 code for a protein of 198 amino acids. NCBI's taxonomy places the organism in Eukaryota, Metazoa, Chordata, Actinopteri, Siluriformes, Bagridae. Gene Ontology annotation, biological process: vesicle organization; intracellular protein transport; endoplasmic reticulum to Golgi vesicle-mediated transport. The transcript is spliced from 7 exons. Gene Ontology annotation, cellular component: endoplasmic reticulum exit site; COPII vesicle coat. Gene Ontology annotation, molecular function: GTPase activity; GTP binding. The record is from RefSeq and is a predicted model, not a curated record.